Messenger RNA from Zychaea mexicana, 967 nucleotides. RefSeq lists its product as uncharacterized. Bases 123 to 605 code for a protein of 160 amino acids. The record is from RefSeq and is a predicted model, not a curated record. Gene Ontology annotation, cellular component: fungal-type vacuole membrane; vacuolar transporter chaperone complex. NCBI's taxonomy places the organism in Eukaryota, Fungi, Mucoromycota, Mucoromycetes, Mucorales, Lichtheimiaceae. The transcript is spliced from 2 exons.
CAUACUAUGAUACAGGAAAAGGUCUACUGUUUACGCUGGAAACCGCUACACUCAUAACCUUGUAUUUGCUGAUUGAUUCAGAUAUUUUUCAAAUUGGAUACACCCGAAUAGAUAUCACAAGAAUGGGAAAAUUCGCCGACAUAUAUCAAUAUGACCUUUUCUCUUCUUCUGGUAUGCCACCAACACCAUCAUCGUCAUCGUCAUCGUCACUACCGCAGCAACAUCAACAGCAAGAGGAAGCGCCACUUGUAGUGGGCCCCAGCGUGAAUAAACCUAUUUUAAUUCCCGUACGAGUCGAACCCAAAGUGUUCUUCGCUAACGAACGGACGUUCUUAUCGUGGCUGAACUUCACGGUCGUACUUGGUGCAUUCGCAGUCGGAUUAUAUAACUUUGGUGAUCGUAUCAGUCGUAUCUCUGCCGUGCUGUUUACUGUAACAGCCAUCAUCAUCAUGUUGUACUCGCUGUGUCGAUUUCACUUGCGCGCGUAUAAGAUUCGCAAACGGGAAGCUGCAGCGUACGACGACCGCAUUGGACCUACCACGCUGUGUGUGGCUCUGGCACUUGCCGUUGCAGCCAACUACUACUUACGGUUCUACAAUCAGUAGAGAUCCAAGGACAAGGGCACUGCGCUGUGUGUGGAUAUGACGUACAAUAGUGAGGGAAGCUGCUGAUAUUGUUUGUGAAACGUUUGAUCUGUCUGUCUAUCGGACGAAAGGACACAAGAGUACGGUCUUGGCUAUGACGUAAUGAAGUUCGACCAAAGGUGAAACCGAACUUGGAGGAUGCAUCAGACCGCAAUACACCUCGCUUCUACUACUCCUGAAUGAUCUUCCGAACUGUUUUGCGACACUUUUUGCUCCAUCGUUCAGGGCGGCAUAUGCUUCAACGAUUGGAAUAGGAGAAGAUACUGCACUUGCCAAAUUUGUGUGGAGUCAAAAGUAGAAAAUUUCGACAUGCAUAUUGUAGA